Staurois parvus is the source of this 481-nucleotide messenger RNA. NCBI's taxonomy places the organism in Eukaryota, Metazoa, Chordata, Amphibia, Anura, Ranidae. The record is from the annotation of a GenBank genome assembly.
UCGUCAAAAGUUAGCCUGCAGUGUUGCUCCUGAUUCCUUUCACAUGGCUCACUACCACAGGUUUGUGACAGUUUGCUAAGGCCAUGAGCUCCUCGGAGACCCCGCAGCCUCUCCUGGCACAACUCCAGUGUUUGGCGCAGAGAGUUGAUGUCCAGCAGGCCUAUCAGGAACGUAUUAUGCAGUGUCUGCAGGAACUUUCCUCCCAGUUGAAUCAGCUGCAGGUUGUGUCCACUUCCUCACCCUCUGUUUCAGCUCCUGCUCCGGUUCAUGCUGCUUCAACCCCUGCUGUUCUUCCAGUGGAACACAGUCACUCAAAACAUCAGCUGCCUCCACCGCCUCACUUCUUUGGUGAUCCCAAAGCUUGUCGGGGCUUCAUCAAUCAGUGCUCAAUUCACUAGCAGCCCACCAUUUUUCUACUGACCAUUCCAAGGUGGCAUACAUGAUUUCCCUUCUUUCUGGUGAAGCAUUGGCUUGGGCCUCG